UUCCCUUCAGAAGAAAAAACUUUUUAAUCAACUAUUGAGUUCGCUUCAAUCGUGAUUAUUUAUCAUCCUCAUCACUCCUCCUUCCCUCCUCCAAACAUCAUCAUCAUCAUCACCAGAAUAAUGGAAAUGAUGAUGAUGCUGAAACCAAACGAACCUCCUUCCAAUUUAAACCUAGAAUUAAAUUGAAGAAGAAAAAAAGUUGUAACCAUUAUCAUUUUACCAACGGUGAAUGAAGAUGAUGAUGAGGAAGAUAAAUGAUGAGAGGGGAUGAAUGAAGGUGCUUUGAGGUGGGUUCUUUCUGGUGCCUUUUAUCAUCCACUCCUUGUGUGUAUCAUCAAGUAGCCAGCAAAACAAUGGCCUGGUUUUGUUUAUUUUUAUCAUCAUCAAAUUAAAGGGACCAGGUAAAAGUGACGGUCUAAUCAUCGUCAUCAUUAUCAUCAUCAUCAUCAUCUUCAUCUUCAUCAUCAUUUGUACCCUUUUUUUUCAAGAUGAUGAUAAUGAUGAUAUAUUAGAGGAUUGAUGAUAACUCUUUGACAUAGAAAGAGAAAAAGUUUUGUCCAAUUUGUUUGUCUCACUCACUCACUUUUUCUUGUCUUCCAUCAUCAUCAUCACACUGAUUUCACUCCCUGUGCCUUUUAUUUUCAUGUUAUUAUUUCAAUCUUAAUCAUCUCAUCAUUCAUUUCAUUUCAUUCAUGGUGAUUUAUCAUUAAACUUUAAUUGUUACCCUUUUGUGUUAGUUAAUUGUGUUCGUGUGUGUGGUUGUAUAUUUGUCCUUAUCUUCAUCUUUUGUUGCUCUCAUCUCAUCAUGUCAUCUUCAUCAUCAUCAUCAUCAACAACAACAACAACAACCAUUUUGUCAACAAUCAAUUAUGUGGAUACAAAUGAUUAUCUUUGUUAAUCACAAUUAAAUCAAUUGCUAAGUGUUACCGAGUUAAUCUCAAUCAAUUCAUCAAAUUGUUCAAUUUUAAUUGUCCAUGAAAAGUCAACUAUAAACAAUCAAUGGCCGACGAAGGACAAUCGAGUGGUAAAUUCAAUGAGACUCGAAGCAAGAGUGUAAUUUACCGAAGUCCGGACGGUAAAUCGAUAACCAAACACACUUCGAUCCACAUAACACGGGUAAAUGGUUCUAAUCGAGGUUCGAACGAGGGGACAAAUUUGGGACGAAUCACCGGCAGAGAAUCGCGAUCAAGUCCAUCUCCAUCAUCAACUGACCGUUACCAGCGACCAUCAAGUCAACCAUUAGAGACGAAAAAUGGAUCAAUUUAUUAUCGAUGUAAAUCGACCUCACCCAAUCGAUUCAACACACUGCCUAAAGGCUCACGGGAUCCGAUUAAUGGGACAUCCCUUUCGACAUCUUCCCUAAUCACUGGUAUUAAUCCUGCCAUUCGACGCACCUCAAGCUCCUUACAGAUCAGUGUUAAUAUAAGAUCACCUUCGGCAAAUGAUCUUAUCUAUCGACAAUCUCGAUCACCACUGCCCAUCCGUCGAAGUCAAACAACCUUUGAAAGUUCAUGGGUUCUAUCAUCUUAUCCACCAUCAACAUCUCCACGUCUUCAAAGUUUAUCGUCAUCACGAAUUGGUGACGCUCAGCAUCAUAGUCGAAGUAGUAGUAGCUUAUCAUUCCGAUCAACCUCACAAUUAGCUUCUAAUCAGCCGUCAACUGUAACUGCCGAUAAAACUGUCCAAAAAGAGUCUGGCGAAAGUACAAUUAAGAAUAAAGAAAGUCCCAAACAAUCAACUUCGGCAUCACCACCAACACCUACACCUCGAAAAUCACAUUCACAAGUAAACACAAACACGGGGACAAACGGUUCACCUUCACCAACGAAAGUUUCACCUUCCCGAACAUCUCAAAGACCUCAGGUUUCACUUGAUCUUGGCCGUGGACGGAAAAGUGACCCAUCACCUUCUCGAAUUUCAAUAACUAGAGAGACAAUUUCCUCUCGAACAAUUAAACCUAAAGAUGUUACAAUCAUCGAACCCGUUAAACUAAUAUCAAGUAGAUCGUCAAGUCCAGUUAAAGGGUCAAUUUUACGAAGUCCAUCCAGAGAUCGGGUAAUCAGAUCAACGGAGAAAAGUAGUGACAAUUUAAUUACCAAGGAAACAACGGCAGAAAAUGAGGUCUACGAAAAAACAUUGAUCAUUCCACUCGAUGGAUGGACAGUGUCCGAUGCCGCUGAAAAGGGUUACCUCAAUAUGGAAACGGGAAAUUUCACCGUACCAGGAAGUGACCAUCAAAUUAACCUUCGUGAUUGUUGCCGAUUAAAGAUUAUCAAUCCUUCUUCGGGAGAGGUUGUAGAUCCAAGUCGACCCUUCACACGACCAACUAAUUUUAACCUCGCAUUUGAACGUGGCCUUAUCGAUUCUAACGGUAACUAUCUGGCCAGUGAUCGUGAACCUAAACUGUCACUGGCUCAAGCAUUGGAACGCAAGUACGUUACACUUAACGACAAGGUUAAAACGAGCAGUUUGAUGGCUCGAAAAGUGAUCAAAAUAACUCAAUCGCGAAGUAAUCAAGUAGCUGUCACUUUGGAACCCGAAUUGUUGGUUAAAGCGAGAAAUGAAUCAUCGCAAUUGAAUAAACAAUUUACAAUGAUGGAAAGUCAAUCAACAGGUAAUGAGAAUAAAAUAUCAGAUGAAUCAGGUGAAGAUGAGGAACAUAAUGUAACUGAGAUCGCAUUUAUUGAUGACGAUGAUGAUGAAGAAGAUACAGAAAAUGAAGACCACGAAGAUGAGCUUAUUGGUGAAAUCGAUUCCAGUGAUUGUGAUGGACGAACUACUCGAACAACGAUUGAGACAAUUCGAGCUGAUGAUUUAACAACCGAAACAAUAACAGCUGAUCUGAUUGUCGGUGAGAAUUUAUCUAACCUUGAUUCUGAUUCAGGAGAUGAAAACUGGUCGGAAAUUGUUGAUGAAAUUAGCCAACGACUCGAUAUAAUCAAAGAGAACGAGAAAUUUCAAUCAAACUAUUCAAGUUUAUCGAGUUGGCUUGAGACGAUUGAGUCACGAAUGAACAAUUUAGGUCCAAUUGGUAACGAUUUGAAGUUAAUAUCUGCUCAACGGAAUAAAUUGUCGUCCAUACGAACUGAAUUUAAGAAUCAAUUGGUCAAUCGUCAGGCUUUCAUUUCUUCAGGUAAACUUUUGUCCACUCGAAUGGAUCCUAAUUGUAAUGAAUAUCAACAAAUUGACCGAUUGACCAGCAAACUGUUGAUCCAAUGGCGUAAAUGUGAAUCAUUGUUAACCGAGAAGGAGAAAAGUGUUAAAAGCUUGGAUUCUUUUAUCGAAUCAUUUGGUGGUAAAUUGUCAUCAUUAGAGAAUGAUAUUGAUUGUUUGAUUUCCGAACUUGAUGAUUUGAAAAUGUCCGAUGUGAAAGUCGGUGAAAAGUGUAAACGAUUAGACACAAUCAAUGGACAAUUAACUCUUUCCAAAUCAACACUAGCUGAAUGUGAGGUGAUCACUGAUCAUUUAUAUCAAUUGGUUGGUGAUCAGUCAAAAGCUGAUGAAGUAAGAACUAAAUUUAAUUCAAUUGAAAGGAAAUCAGUUGAAUUAUCAAAUGAAAUUGAUUCAGUCAAUCAAUACCUGACAAAAUUGAGAGACUUUGAGGAGUGUGAGGCCACUUUGAACGAGUGGCUAUCGAAAGUUUCAACUGAACUAGAAACAGAGUUAAGAGUUUCAACCGAUGAAUCUGAGCUGAAAAAUGAGCUCAAUCAAAUUGAACGAUUAAGAUCAGAGUUUGACCGACGGGAAGCUGAUCUACGAUCAUUGGAAUCCAUGGGAACUGGCCUACUAGAAGCUGCGAGUUCUCUGGCCACUGGAGCAUCGGCAGUCCAAGAAAUAAGUCGAGUCUCUGGUCGAGUUGAAUCAGUCCAAUUAACUUGGAACGAGUUGUCAAAGGAAAUUGAUUGUCGAGUCUCUAGAUUGGAAAGUGCAUUGAAAUCAUUUGUAACAAUCAAAUCACAAUUGAUGAUAAUAUCUAAUUGGUUGGAUGAAUUGGACGUUGAAGUUUCCAAUGUCGCUGAUUUGACUUAUGACCAAGGGUCACUCGAAGUUCAAUUAAAGGCAAUUGAAGCGAUUGCUUUUGAAAUGAACGGUAAAUCAGCGGAAUACGACAAGAUCAAUCAGAUCACUCUCGAUUCCUUCAACGUUGGAGUGAAAGAAUCACGAGAGGAGAUAAAUGGCCUGAUCGAAAGGUGGAAAAGUAUCGCUAAAGACACAGAAGAACGUCGAUCUCGAUUGAAAGGGUUACUUGAUUCACUUCGAUCGCUUGAUUGUUUCAUCGAUGAGAUUACCUGUGAUUACGAGGCAACAAACAGUAAAACAAACGCCAGUGGCCUGAUGGAGUCACCGACAUUCGAGACCCGUUCAAUUGACCGAAUCAAAUCACUACUUGAAUCGGUUAAAUCUUUGGAAAGAAAAGUUGAUCGAGCUCGAACAAUUGGUUUGGACUUAGCUAAACAAUUCGAGACUGUUGGACAAUCAACCGAAACCCAAUCAAUAGUGAAAGUCGAACCAUUAAACCGAAUCGAAAGUCUUUCUAAUCGAGUGUCUAGUCUAAGAUUGUCCAUUGAAACUCGAUAUUCUCUUUUAUUAGGAACCAAAAGGUCAGUUGAUAAAAUUCAUCGGAAAAUUGAUUCAGUUGAACGAACUUUGAAUCGACUUGUUGAGACCAGUCAUAAGUUACCAACGAUAGUGACCAGAGAUUCGGUCACUUUGACCAAACAGAAAGAGGAAACAACUGAGCUACAGGGUGAGGUCAAUUCGUUUUCAUCAGAAAUUCAGGAUUUAGAAAAUACAAUCGAAGCGGAGAAAUCAUGUUUAUCCAUUUUCCAAGUUACAUAUAAGAACUUUUUAUCCACAAUUGAAUCAAUUGACUCUCGACGAGUAAAUUUAUUGUCCAAUUUAAAUGAAAGAUAUCAAAAGAUUGACAGUUCACUAAGAGAAGCUCAAGAUGUCGAGGCCACUUUACAUGAGUUUGCCGAUUGGCUGAAAACGAUUGAAUCAAUCGUUGAUUCAAUGGAGGAAUCAUCUUACCUGGUUGAUACUAUUGAGAAACAAUUAAAGGAAACAAGUGAUUGUCAAACUUCAAUAACAUCUAAACGGGAUGUUCUAAGUGACCUGGAAAGACGAGGUCCAAGACGAGAAAAGGAAAUGCUGAUCUCAAUCCGUUCUCGAUACAAUAAACUGACCUCUAAAGUGACCAAACGGUAUUGCACAUUGGAGAGGAAUUUAAAAUCGGCAAAAGAGUUUAUCGAUAAAUGGAAUGGGCUAAUUAACUGGUUAUCAGGGACAGAAACGAUUGUAUCGGCAAACGAACAGGUCAAUUGUUCAAAUAUUAGUGUGACCAUUGGAGCCUUGAGGGAACUGAAUCGAGAAUUUGACCACAAGUCUGGUCACCUUGAUUCUGUUUGCCGAUUGGGUCGAAGUCUUCGUGAUAAAAGUCCUAAAAGUGAUAAUGAUGCUUUUCGUAAUCUAAUUGAUACACUUCGAACUCGUUGGACGAACGAUCAUAAAAAUGUCCAAGAGACACUUCGAAAGACCGAGAAAAUUUCAAAUGCUCUGGAUCGAUACAAGAAACUGGUCAAGCAAUUGAAGGAUUGGCUCGCUGAAGCUGUAAUAUCAUUUGAUAGACUACAAGGUGACCCUGAAACUAUCCAACGAUUAAUUAAAGAUCACAAUAACUUCACCAAACAAUUAGCACUUAAAAAUGAUUCAAUGAUUGUACUUAAAGAUUGUGUCGAUGAACUGGUUGACCUUUUGACUCCCGAUUGUAUAGAUUCUGAGACGAUAUUAACUGAAUACGCUUCCCUUUCAACCCUAUGGGAUGAGUUGAACCUUUCGAGUCAAGAAAAAGAGAUUCGACUUCGUGAAUACCUACAAUCGGCUGAACAAUUAAAAUCACAGGCUAACAAGAUGCUCAAUUGGUUGAUUGAAAUCGAAACCUCAAUGGGAAAGUAUAAAUCAACCACCGGUGCUGAUGAGGUUACACUCCGUCUGUAUAUCGAUGAGAUCAACGAUUAUAUUGAGAAAAUGGGCUCAACUGUCGCCGAUCGGGAUGAGAUCAUUUCUAGUUCUAAUCAGGUAUUAACUGAUUGUCACCCUGAUGCACAUUUCGCAAUCCAUCAUUACAUUGAGAUAAUUGAGUCGACCUGGGACGAUGUGGCUCGAUCGUUGGUCAAGAAAGAGUCCGAAUUAAGAAGUAAACUCGAUGAGAUGGUCAAAAGGUCAGCGUAUUUGGCUGAACUUUCGGCCUGGUUGACAACUCGAGAAACCGAAUAUGAUCUUUUAGAUAGCAAGUCAAUUCCAAAUGAGAUCGAACCAAUUCAAGAGCUAAUCGACGAAAUGGAAACAUAUCGGGCGACCGUUAACGCUAAAGAAAAUGAACUGGACAAAUUGGCCGAAGAGAAUCGUAAAGAACCGGUUGGUAAAAGACGACGAACUGGUCAUGAGAGUGUCAAUAGUAAUUAUAGUAAAUCGUCAAGUGAUCUGCCGUUAGAUCAGAUUGGUGAUCCUAAAGUGAUCGAUAUACUUACUCGAUGGCGAGGUUUAACUUCUCGAACUAGAGAUCGACUCAUUCGUCUACGAAGUAAGAUGAACUUUUACCUUGAACUUGAAAAACUUCGUGACUUUGAUUUUGACUCUUGGCGACGUCGAUUCAUUGAUUGGUUGGACAAUAGAUCAGCUCGACUGAUGGACUUUUAUCGUAAAUUAGAUGAUAAUCGCGAUAAUAAGGUCACAUACGAUGAGUUUAUCGAAGGUUUUAUGAGACACAAAUUCCCAGGUAAUCGAAGUGAACUUCAAAGAGUAGCGGCCAUUUUUGACCGCAACAACGACGGAUUCAUCGAUAACAAGGAGUGGAUGGACAAACUGAAAGAUCCCUCCGAGAUUGAGAUAAUUGUUAGUGAGAUGAGAAAACAAUCAGCUAAAUGUACCUGUUCAUCUAAAUAUCGGGUCCAUCAGGUUGAGGAUAAAAAAUAUCAGUUUGGUGAGUCACAUAAACAAAGAUUGGUUCGAAUCUUGAGAAGUGAUAUUAUGGUUCGAGUCGGCGGCGGUUGGAUUUCAUUGACUGAGUUUCUCCUGAAAAAUGAUCCAUGUAGAGCCAAAGGUCGGACAAAUGUUGAGCUUCGAGAACCACUAGCCGAUGGUGUUAGCCAAGGAAUGGCUUCUUUUCAAAGUCGAUCGCCUUAUUUUGGCAACAGCUCAUUUCUUGGGCCAAUAACCAAUAUUCGAGAGAAAACUGAACGAAGUGUGCCAAUGUGUCAAUCAGCUGAUGACGACGAUGAGUACCCAAUGGAUGACGAUAGUAUUUCCGGUGAUGCAGUUUCUUCAUCUCGACCUCAAAGUCGAUUAACAUUUAUUGCCAAAGAUGACCGAUGUCCAAGCCGAGCAAGUAGUAGCCAGGAAAAGAAACUACGAAUCGAUACAAGACCGAGAUGGCAUUAAUUAGAAUCGUUGAUUAACAAACAAAUUAAACCACAUCAAAUAAUUAACCCGAUUAACUGGAUAACCAAUCAACCCUUUUAACUUGACAAUUUAAAAAAGCAAUUUAGUUAAACAAUUAACAUGAAGAAAAAACCAAACGGGAUUAGAUUUGCUUUCAUUUUUCUGCUCUAAUUUUUUCACCUUUUCAUUUAAUCCUUAAUCUUCCCAAUAUUUGUUAUCAUAUCAACAAUUAAACAACUCCCACAACCGUUAAUACAAUUAAGCCCAACAAUCAGCGAGAAGAAAGUAACAAUCAACAAUCACAAUUGGAUAAUAAUUAACAUCGAUUAGAGUUAAUCAAUUAUUUUAAUGCUUCUUUCAUAAUCAAUCAUCAACAUUUCCAAUUAAUCAGCUGAUUUUUUUGUUCACUUUUCUUUCAAUUGUCUAUGAUGAUAAAGUCGCAUUUUUUUGUAUGUCAUCAUCUUUGAUUUGGUUAACAGAAACAAAAAGAAACAUCAAUUUAUAAAUUGUUGGAAGAAAAUUAAUGAAACUUUGUUACCAUCGCUAUUUGGGUUUUACUAUGACGGCGCUUAUACAUGUUUCAUACUUGGGAUUGACCUUAAUUUACAAAUAAAGACCAUUUAAACCAAGAAUAAAUCACCAAAA
Molecule: messenger RNA, 8085 nt
Organism: Panonychus citri (citrus red mite)
Lineage: Eukaryota; Metazoa; Arthropoda; Arachnida; Trombidiformes; Tetranychidae
Product: microtubule-actin cross-linking factor 1, isoforms 6/7-like
Exons: 6
Coding region: 1000-7440 (2146 amino acids)
Biological process (GO): intermediate filament cytoskeleton organization; wound healing
Cellular component (GO): cytoplasm; membrane; intermediate filament
Molecular function (GO): structural molecule activity; calcium ion binding; microtubule binding
Source: RefSeq, a predicted model, not a curated record